AGUGCCAAGAGGUGGGUGCUGAAAAGGGGACUCCGAACCCCUGGGUCCCGGGCAGCUCUUGGAAGGAGGACAAGUUUUGGAAUGGUUUACCAAAAUGUGAGUGUUGGUCUAAUGCUGAUACUCGGCUGUGAUGGACAAAAGACUCUCUGACAGUUUAAAGUCGCACUGCAAAAUCACAGGAAUCCAGGCACUUUUCCUGGAGGUGAAGGAGAUCAGGAAGAUCAAAUCCAAGAUGUCCCAGCAGAGGCUGAGCACUCAGCAGCUCCCCUACAGGGAGAUGGAGAGGCUGCGCCAGUUCCGCAGGGACCUGCUCAAGGCCAUUCCCAUCGGGAUCAUCGCCAUCCCCCCCUUCGCCAACUUCCUGGUCAUUGUCCUGAUCUGUGCCCAGGUGCAGGGGGGUGCCCAUCCCCAGCUGGCCCAGCUCUUGGCUCUCAGGAGUUUGUUCUCUGGCUCUGUGCUGGCGCUCAACAGGCUCCGUGUGGAUCACGUGCGGGCCCUGAGCCAGGUGCUGUUCCUGACCCCGUACCUGCCGGCCGUCCUGCUGCGGCCCCGCCUGCGCAGCCACGUGCUGGAGAUCCAGCAGCUGGACCGCGCCCUGCUGCACCUGGGGCCGGGGCAGCUCUCUGGGGAGGAGCUCCGAGCGGCCUGUUACCUGCGUGGCCUGGACUCCACUCACCUGGGCCAGGCCGAGUGCCGGGCGUGGCUGGAGCAGUGGCUCGGGCUCUCCUGUCAGCUCCAAGCCUCCGACGCCUCCCUGCUGGCGCACAGCAUGGUCCUGCUGUCCCUCAACUACGGCCGGCCCCCGGAGUGACACCCUGCGUGCCCCUGCUGGCUCAGGGCUGCGUGCCCAGCCUGGAGAGUCCCAGCCUGGCGCUGCCAAAAUCCCGGCUGGGCUGAGCUGAGCUGAGCUGAGCUGAGCUGAGCUGAGCUGAGCUGAGCUGAGCUGAGCUGAGCU
Molecule: messenger RNA, 955 nt
Organism: Ficedula albicollis (Collared flycatcher)
Lineage: Eukaryota; Metazoa; Chordata; Aves; Passeriformes; Muscicapidae
Gene: LETMD1
Product: LETM1 domain containing 1
Exons: 8
Coding region: 131-811 (226 amino acids)
Biological process (GO): intracellular monoatomic cation homeostasis
Cellular component (GO): mitochondrial inner membrane
Molecular function (GO): ribosome binding
Source: RefSeq, a predicted model, not a curated record